Scaptodrosophila lebanonensis is the source of this 1665-nucleotide messenger RNA. RefSeq names its product L-2-hydroxyglutarate dehydrogenase, mitochondrial (gene L2HGDH). The transcript has 3 exons. Lineage: Eukaryota; Metazoa; Arthropoda; Insecta; Diptera; Drosophilidae. Bases 185 to 1549 code for a protein of 454 amino acids. Gene Ontology annotation, molecular function: (S)-2-hydroxyglutarate dehydrogenase activity; (S)-2-hydroxy-acid oxidase activity. The record is from RefSeq and is a predicted model, not a curated record.
ACCCUAGUGAGUUUUUAUUUUCGUUCAACGCUAGAAAUUCUAUCACCACUCAGUCUAUUGUGGGCGCGUGUGGCGUGAGGCAGCAACUAGCAAGGUCAAGCAAGGUCUUUGACGCGCGAAAAAGUAACUAAAGAAAUUCUAGUUAAUUAAUUAAUAAAAACCAGGCUAUAGAAAAAAAAGUAAGAUGGCACAGCUGCUCAGACAAGUAGGCCCACAAGGAAGACAUCUUCUCAACAACAGCGCUCCGAUCACGAGCACCACGCAACGCCGUUUGCAGCACCAGACAAACAAACGAGAUUACGAUUUGGUUGUUGUCGGCGGCGGUAUUGUGGGUACUGCAUCCGCUCGUGAAAUUCUGCUCCGCCAUCCCACACUGAAGGUGGCCGUGCUCGAGAAGGAGCCAAAGCUGGCGGUUCACCAGAGCGGUCACAACUCCGGAGUCAUACACGCAGGCAUUUAUUACAAGCCGGGCACAUUGAAGGCUCGCCUCUGUGUGGAGGGACUGCAUUUGGCUUACAAGUAUUGCGACGAAAGAAAUAUUCCGUACAAGAAAUGCGGCAAACUAAUUGUAGCUACCGACGAGAAGGAGGUUAAACUGCUGGAAGAUCUGCACCAGCGCGGCAUUAAAAACAAUGUGCCCGACCUUCGCAUGAUCGAGGGUGAUCAGAUUCAGGAAAUCGAGCCAUUCUGCCGCGGCGUUAAGGCCCUACACAGUCCCCACACAGGCAUCGUUGACUGGGCUUUGGUUACGGAGUACUAUGGUCAGGAUUUUAAGCGGGCUGGCGGCGAUAUUUUCCUUGACUUCAAGGUAGACAAGUUCAGUGAGACAAAGGACGGAAAUGCCACAGAAUAUCCUGUUACCAUACAUGGCUCCAAACUGGGCCAAACAGUACGCACCCGUAAUGUGUUAACCUGUGGCGGUCUGCAGUCGGAUCUGCUGGCUGAGAAAACCGGCUGUCCACGCGAUCCGCGUAUUGUGCCUUUCCGCGGCGAGUACCUUUUGCUGGCGCCGGAAAAGCAGCACAUGGUGCGCGGCAACAUCUAUCCAGUGCCCGAUCCGCGCUUCCCCUUCCUAGGUGUGCAUUUCACGCCACGCAUGGACGGCAGCAUUUGGCUAGGUCCCAAUGCCGUGCUAGCGCUGAAGCGUGAGGGCUACAAAUGGGGCGACAUUAAUGCAUUGGAACUUUUUGAUGCCUUACGCUAUCCGGGUUUCAUCAAAAUGGCCAGCAAAUACCUGGGCUUUGGCUUCAGCGAAAUGUCCAAGUCUGCCUUCAUAGCACUUCAAGUGAAAGCUCUGCAAAAGUACAUCCCCGAAGUAACCGAGUACGAUAUAAGUCGUGGACCGGCAGGCGUACGCGCUCAGGCGCUCGAUAUGGACGGCAAUCUGGUCGACGAUUUUGUAUUCGAUCGCGGCGAGGGCAACGGUCCUUUGGCCAAGCAGGUGCUGCAUUGCCGCAAUGCACCCUCGCCAGGAGCCACAAGUAGUCUGGCUAUUGCUAAAAUGAUAGCCGACAAAAUCGAGGCUGAGUUCAGCAUAGGACGUCGCUAACUCUUUGGAAGGCUAGCUGGGAAAGUUUUCAGUCACAAUUUUACCUCAGAGCACUAUUUUUCUUGAUUAUACUAAUUCUGCAUUUGUCUUUUUGUAAACAUCCUAGUGCUUUUGUA